AUGUGGAGAAACAAAGAUAUCGAGGUUUCGGAAGUAGAUCAGCCAGCUGAUCCAAAACUUGGAUAUAUUAUUCAAAAAAUGUUGGAUAUGUUAGUAUCAAUAAAUACUCAAAUUGGUUUGAUGAAUGGAGGACUCAGUUGGCAAGAGGAGGGCAAGAAAAAGUUAAACGAUGAAUCUGAGGCCAAAUUAUGUUCAUUAAAAGGCUAUAAGCCCAACCAAAUAGAAUUUGGUGAAAGUAGCUUGUCAGAAUGGUUGAAGGAAUUAUCUCAAGUGGAAGGAAAGAAUAUCGAGAGAGAAGAUAUUUUGAAGAAUGUUUACGAAAACCUGAAGCACAGAGUACGAUUGAGAAAGGCUAGGUUUGAUAAAACCUGUGUUGUAUGCAUCAUGGCUUAUUCUUACGAGGCACAGGAGAAGAGAAUUAGGAACUUGAUUGAAGAGGUAAUGGCUGAAAGAGACGCUAGUGAUUCUGAAGAUGGAGAAAUCGACUUUGAAGAAGUCCAGGACCCAGAGUGGAAAAGUGAUUUCGACACCGAACAAAAAACGUCGAGUGAUGAAUCAGAAGACAGUGAUUGUGGUCCUGACAGUGAUGUGUUUAUCGGUGUGAAAUGUGCUGCGAAAAGUGCUACAAGUCCUCUACAGUGCUGGGAACUGUUUUUUGAUGAAAACAUUAUACACGUACUCGUUGGCUGCACUGACAGUUACAUUCAAAGUAUCCAGGAAAACUCUACAAGGAUGCUCCAAGGAAUCAACAAGCAUGUAGAAGAAAUGUCUAAAAGAAAUGAAGACAUCUACAAGCGUUUAGAAGAGAUUUCCAAAGGAAACGAUGAAAUCAAGAAAGGAAAUAAAGAAAUCAAUAAUCGUAUAGAAGAGAUGACCAAAGAAACCCAGAAAAACUUAAGGAAAGGACUGCAGGAAUUCCAGGAACAGAUGAGAAUAGCUCUUAAGGAGAGAGAUGACAAGCUGCAGGUGAAGAUUAAAGACAUAGUACAAGUACAACAGCAGUGCCAAGUUAAUAUUGGUAAAUUUCGAAACAAACAAGUGAAAUUGGAGGAGGCUGUAAUACAUAUAGUCACAAAUGAGAUCAAACAGUUUCAGGAGGGAGUCCAGCAGCUAGAAACUAAAAUUGAAGAGAGUGCCACCUUAACAGAAGUUCUCCCAACACACUUACAAGAUGCAGAUAAAAUUCAGUUCGCAAUAGACAGAAUGGAGGGUGAAGCUUUCACCUGGGGAGGUAGGAAGAAAGAAGAAGUUACCAGCUGCAGUCAGUUUGAGAAAGAGUUUGUAAAGAAAUACUGGUCCAAAAGUCACCAGUGUGCAACACUUGAAGAUUUACUGCAUCGCAAGUCCCUUAAUAUAUGGAGAGGUAGCUUGAGAGAAUUUGCUGAGCAUCUAUGGGAAGUGAAUGAAACAUUAGAGCAACCAUUGAAUGACGAAAUAAUGAUAUCAGCAAUUAAAAGGAGGUUAAGUCGCAGGAUGCAAGAAAACUUAUCCAGAAGCCUGAUUAAAGAUAAAGACACUUUAAUGGAAGUAAUGGAGGAAUUAGAAACUAUUCAUGCACAGGAAAACAACCAGAUGCGUGAUCAGAACAAAGGUGAAAAUAAUUACCAUCAAAAUUAG
Messenger RNA from Schistocerca gregaria, 1617 nucleotides. RefSeq names its product golgin subfamily A member 6-like protein 2. The record is from RefSeq and is a predicted model, not a curated record. The coding region runs from base 1 to 1617 and encodes 538 amino acids. The transcript has 7 exons. Lineage: Eukaryota; Metazoa; Arthropoda; Insecta; Orthoptera; Acrididae.